GACAUGACAACACAACCAAAAAUUCGUGUUGUGGCAACCCUGCGGUUUAGUUCAAAUGAGUAUUAGUUCGAAUGCAUCGUAAACAUGCCAUGAAAAUAAACAAUGGCAGGCAAAGGGUGGAAUUAUGUUGCAGGAGUUCCCGAGACCGACGAACAGCAAAGGUUACGUUUCCAGAUCGAGCUCGAGUUCGUGCAAUGCCUAGGUAACCCCAACUACUUGAACUUUUUAGCACAGCGCGGAUAUUUCAAAGACAACACCUUCAUCAAUUAUUUAAAGUACUUGCAGUAUUGGAAGGAGCCCGACUACGCGAAGUACCUAAAGUACCCGAUGUGCUUGUAUUUCCUGGACCUGUUGCAAUACGAGCACUUCAGACGAGAGCUCGUUAACGCGCAGUGUACAAAGUUUAUAGACGAUCAACAGAUCUUAUUAUGGCAGCACUACACGAGACGACGAAGCCGGCUAUUGCAGAGUAACGUGACGAACGGAACGACGGCCGAACAAACGCUAAACAAUCAAAAUAGUACGCAAAGUAAUGGACAUGUGAAUGCGAAGAUUAGUUAAAUUUACUCGUAGUUUGCUAAUUUUAGUUUAAUUAAUUGAAGCAAGUUAUUUUAUUAAAUGGGGUUAAAUUGC
Photinus pyralis (common eastern firefly) is the source of this 633-nucleotide messenger RNA. It is a transcript of the gene MED31, whose product is annotated as mediator of RNA polymerase II transcription subunit 31. The transcript is spliced from 3 exons. The record is from RefSeq and is a predicted model, not a curated record. Gene Ontology annotation, molecular function: transcription coregulator activity. Lineage: Eukaryota; Metazoa; Arthropoda; Insecta; Coleoptera; Lampyridae. Gene Ontology annotation, biological process: regulation of transcription by RNA polymerase II. Gene Ontology annotation, cellular component: mediator complex; core mediator complex. The coding region runs from base 103 to 561 and encodes 152 amino acids.